UCAUCUUGUUACUCCACCCCCUCCUCCAUCCAUCCAUCCCUUCCCCCCGCCGCUGGCGUCCAUACACCGACCGGAGCGCAGACUCUCUUGUUGUCAGUCACUCUCCCAGCGAACAGACGGCAGCGGCGGGAGGAGGAGGAGGCGACGGUAAUCCCCCCCCCUCCAUCAUCCACCCCAGUGCAAGCACCCCACCCGUCUCACUAAACCCAGGAACCGGAGGCAGGAGGGGAACAAAACCUCUCGGGGCACCUGUGAUGCUGGACACCCCACCUCCCCCCUUUUCUGGGGCUCUAACAUGUGAAGUCACACCCAGACUGUGGAGGAUGUUGGGAAGCUGGGAUGUAGAAGCGGAAACAAGCGGCCAAAUCUGAGACAGAGAGGCACCAGCAUCAGGACCAGCAGCAGCAGCAUCAGGACCAGCAGCAGCAGCAUCAGGACCAGUCGGCGGAUGGAGAUGCGUUGUGAAGGCGGAGGAAUCAUGGUGAUAUAGCAGGUGCUGCAGGCUUGUGCCGCAUUGCCUGGCCGCCGAGAGCGACGCCGGGGAAGACGGUGAUGCUGUCGUCGUCAUUGUGCCACAGGAAGAGCGAGAACGCGAGGAGAGGCUCUGACAUGGAGGGAAGCGGCUGUCUGUCGGCCUCGGGCCGCCCGCACCAGCAGGUUGGAUGCACUGAAGCCUGAAGCCUCCAGGACCCGAUUCAUGAUCUAAAAGCAUCCGGAUAAAGUUGAAUUCUCUGAGGUGGAAAUGAAAUGCGUCCGUGCGUAAAAGUGGCCGCUGGCCCAUAUGUUGAUAAUGCAUCGCAGGAGCAUCAUAGCAGCAGCAUCUGUGGCAGUUCAGGGUGGAUUACAGAGCAGCAGGCCUCCAUCUGAAGUCAGCGUCUGAUCCGGGAGCAGAACCUCCGCACACGCUUCUUCUCCCUGUUGCUGCAGGAAGCCGUUGGGUCGUCUCGCUGGAAGCUGGUGCGCUGUGGUCCCCCGCGGAGGGACAGCUGUUGCAGAGGAUGACUCACCUGCAGGCUGGCCUCUCUCCGGAGACCCUGGAGAAGGCCAAGGUGGAGCUGAAGGAGAACCCGGAGACUUUGCACCAGGACAUCCAGGAGGUCCGGGACAUGAUCAUCACCCGGCCGGACAUCGGCUUCCUCAGGACAGACGACGCGUUCAUCCUCAGGUUCCUGCGGGCGCGGAAGUUCAACCACUUCGAGGCGUUCCGGCUGCUGGCUCAGUAUUUCGAGUACCGGCAGCAGAACCUGGACAUGUUCAAGAACCUGAAAGCCACGGACCCGGGCAUCAAGCAGGCCCUGAAGGACGGGUUCCCCGGGGUGCUGUCCAACCUGGACAGAUACGGCAGGAAAAUAAUGGUCCUGUUCGCAGCCAACUGGGACCAGAGCAGAUACACGUUUGUGGACAUUCUGAGGGCGAUCCUGCUCUCACUGGAAUCUAUGAUCGAAGAUCCAGAGCUGCAGGUCAACGGCUUCAUCCUCAUCAUCGACUGGAGCAACUUCACCUUCAAGCAGGCGUCCAAGCUGACUCCCAGCAUGUUGCGUCUGGCCAUCGAGGGGCUGCAGGACAGUUUUCCUGCCAGAUUUGGAGGAAUCCACUUUGUGAACCAGCCGUGGUACAUCCACGCUCUGUACACGGUCAUCAGACCCUUCCUCAAAGACAAGACCAGGAAGAGGAUCUUCAUGCACGGCAACAACCUGAACAGCCUCCAUCUGCUGAUCCACCCUGAGAUCCUACCGUCGGAGCUCGGCGGUAUGAUGCCGCCGUACGAUAUGGGCACGUGGGCGCGAGCGCUGCUGGACCACGCCUACGACGAGGAGACGGACUACUGUCCGGAGUCGUACACCCUGUCGGUGCAAGACCUGGAGAGAGACCUGGAGAAGAACCUGUCCCCGAAAACCAUGAAGAGGUCUCAGUCGGUGGUGGAGCCCGGCGUCCUGAAACGACCGGACAAAGUCAAGAGCGAAGAGGACAACAUGCAGCCGCUGCUCUCGCUGGACUAAACCACACAUUUACAGCUCAACAAAAAAAUAUACCCCCCUACAUCAGUAUUCACACACACUGAUACUCCACCAGACUUACCUGUGCACACACUGGAAGCGACACAGAAAACGCCGCCGCUGCCGCCGCUGCUGCCGCUGCUGCUGGAUUCUUUUUCCUCUUGAACUCGAAGGAGACAAGCGGCCGGAGACCAGUCGGACGUUGUCUCAGACCGAUGGCGUCCUAAGAGCUACUGAUGGUGUUCUACAUAUUUAUUUAUUUAGUUAUUUGUCAAGUGCCAAUUCCCAAAAACUGUAAAUUAACGUCUUUGAACAGUCCAGCCCCUCGGUGCGGACUGGGGGGGGCAUUUGUUGCCACACGUGUGUAGACAACACGAUCUCCUGCAGUUGUACAGUAUAUUAGUGAUGAGGGAAGUGGAAAGUGGAAAUCAGACUUCAAAAGGAAGCUCGGGGGUUCGAUUCCCAGGCUGCUGUUUUUUUUUUUUCCUCCUUCUUUGUACAGUGAUUUGAAGAAAACGCCUCGUUGGGGCGCGGAGCACGGCUCAGGAUAACGAGUUUGUUCAACCUCCUGGACCCAAACUGGCCACCAGGCGGGUGGUUUACUGGGAGUUGACUCAACAGUGAGGUUGUUGUAAAAAAAACAAAAUGUCCGAACCCUCAGCCUCACUCCCGUUGUCUCUCUAAAAGCAAACACCCCUUUACAGUCAGUCGGUUCCAUACGAAUCAUCCGCUUCUUCCUUUUUGGCCAUUUUCUCCACAUGAGCAGUAUUUAUUCUUUCAUUUGGAAAAAGUUACAGCUUCCGACUCGUUUUGAAACAGCGAUGAAGUAUUUGUUUGGCUGACGACGACCAAAACAUUUAUUUUCGUGUCCAACCAAAUAAAUGCGGCUACAUUUUAUUUUACGGGAGCAGCGAAAGGGCAAACACGUCACCCUGUUGCUUUGUGAUGACUUUCUUCUAUUUUCAGCAAUAAUGAUUCUCUGAGGUCUUUUCCUUUUGACGGGAGUUGAUUUACGUUUGUUAUAAGAUGUUAUAAGAUUUAAAGAAUAUGCCAGUAAAGGGCCGUUGUGGUAUUUAACAUUGUUUUGCAUGUUUUAGACCAUUUAAAUCACAUGUAAAUUAUUUUCUAACACACACACACGUAGAUAGAAUUCUUUUUUGCCUCAUUCUGGGCUGCAAUGCACUUUCUUAGUAUUUAUUUAAGGACGUUUCUGGUGUUAUGCAGUUAAAAAUGAACAGUAUUAAUUUGCAGUUUGACUCAGAGGACGACCCUCUAGCUUUUCCUCAUGUCCAGCUACCGAUUGAAAGACGUGAUUGAAGGUUUUAGCAUUCACGUGCUAUUUUGUUCCUUGGACGCUUUCAGGUGGAGCGUGGAGUUCGUGACCACUAGUGGCGCUAUGGAGCAGUGUUUUUACGAAUGGGUCACCCUUUUGUUUGUGUCAUGCACGACGGCAUGAGGCAGUUUUAAUUGACGUUCGUGCCACUUUAAUAAUAUUCCACUGAUCCACAGUCGCCGAUAGUAACACAGUUAGUUGUAGUAACGCACUGAUUGACGAACGUCCCUCAGUGGAACUCAUACCUCCACCAACAGGCCCCUGAUAUUCAAUCAGAGUUCACACACUCACAGAUGUUGUGUUCUUGAUCCAUGUCCCAAACUUUCACUGAGUUUUGUGGGGAAUCCAUUUGAUGGUUUUUGUGUAACCUUGCUGAAAACGAAACAAACAAAGUAAUUCCAGGGGCGACGACACACAAGCUGCUUGGCAGAGAUAACAUCCGGUUUGGAGAAUGAGGAAAGAAAAGCAGUCGUUUGUUCGACCUGAAGGAAAAACAUAAUGUGAUUUGAAGAAAAACACUGAAUGUGAACAUAAAUAAUGUUUGUUUACAAGAAAACUACACACACACACACACACACACACACACACACACACACACACACACACACACACACACACACACACACACGUUACAGUCUGAAAGGUCUCCUGACAUGUGAACACACCAGACCUGCAGAUCAAUAGCGUCAUUAAUUAACAUUUACAAAGUGAGUUUGUGGUGAAGCUGAUGGAUCUGAGGCAGCAGUGACGUUAACAGCUUCAUUAAUACAAACUAAGAUCCCGUCUCAGCCCUGAUCAGGUGUUUUAAAUACACGUUGAGUUUAAUUUGAAAGGUUUUUAUUCUACAUAUUUAAAGUAUUUUAUUAUAAUCACAGUUUGGUUUAAAUUCAGCAGUUAUACGAGCUGCUGCUGAGGUGGAGAUGCAGUCGGAUAUUUCAAAUGACAGAGCCACUAUUCACUCCACUCACUGAAAUACUUGUCCAUGUGAAACUAAAGGAGUUUGACAUAGUUUAUUUUCUACCAAAUCAACCGAUCACCGCAGGGUUUAUGUUGCCGAGCAAGCGCCUGUUGAGGAGGCGGCCGGGCGAGGCUGGCAAACAGACAGCCGAGCCGAGCGCCGAGAGGCCGGCGGCCACGUGGCGUGAGGUGGCCGGCCUCGACGAGAGCAGACAGCUGGAAUGUUAAACUAUCACACCAGCGUGCAUGACACGUCGGCCUCGCUCACAACAGCUCGGAGGCUCCGUGCAGAGCGGAGUUGGACCUCGGUGGUUUUCACUGUGGCUCAGUGUGACGUGUCAGAGAUGAGAGUGUUUUAUUCAGAAUGUGAUCAGUGCAGGAAACCAGCUCCUGUUAUGACUGUUUACUCUUAUUCUGAAUUAUCCCCUUGCUGUGACCCGAGCGUCGUUAGCUGCCGUUGCUACAUGCCUCAAACCUGCAGAGAUUCCAGUGGCACAUUUACGACUUCUCAGUAAAACACUGGUUG
Molecule: messenger RNA, 4813 nt
Organism: Hippoglossus stenolepis (Pacific halibut)
Lineage: Eukaryota; Metazoa; Chordata; Actinopteri; Pleuronectiformes; Pleuronectidae
Gene: clvs2
Product: clavesin 2
Exons: 5
Coding region: 999-2000 (333 amino acids)
Cellular component (GO): membrane
Molecular function (GO): phosphatidylinositol bisphosphate binding
Source: RefSeq, a predicted model, not a curated record